AUGUCCCAAGAGCUCGCUCUGCGUGGCGAUUCAAGUGUACCCCAAGAAUUAAUUAAAUGCCGUUCUGCAAUUGAUGGUAGGUUGUUUGACCACAAUUAUGUGCUCUCUGCGAAGGGGCGCUGGAGAGAUAUCCACACGAAGUGAGGUUGGCGAUGGAAAAGUUUGAAAAGGCAGCCCUGCACAUGGUCAGUCUACCGAAACAGAACUUCACAACUUCCCCUGUCGGUAUUCGUGCUUGAUAUUCAUCUCUUCUUGCUCUACCGAAAGAUCUUCCGACAAAGAUUCCCGAAAAAUUCUUUAAAUUAAAAGAUGCAAGAACAAGAGCUCUGGAUUUUACAGAACAGUCUGUUAAUCGAUAUUGGAUCAUAUUAUAUUGGUAGAGAGUGGGUUAGCGAGGAAGACUACGUUACUGCCGGCAUCCUGUUUCCAUCUGCGUAAGUCACUUUACAGACUUACCUACUGCAUCUAGUAAGCCACUGUCGCGGGCUGAGGUAAAGCAGCUUCAGGUCGUCUUCGACACUCUGAUGAACGAUCUUGGUAAAUUUGGUUUAACUAGCCGGAAUGAAGCCCUAAGCCUGGACCAACUGUCUGACUACGCGAACAAUAUCAUGGGAUUGCAUGCCUCCACUGACAUCAUUUUUGAGGAAUUGCGCAGACAGGUAAAUGAAUCGCUUGUCGCAGAUUGCAUAUGUGUGCGUGCUCGCACUUUUCACCUAGGCUCUUGCCAGAUCUCAGAGAAAGUUUAAAGAUUUGACAAAAGUGAAGAACAUCUACCAGAACAUGUUGAAAACAUUGGCCAGUUGUGUGACAGAGUAGGUCGAAUUUGGCAUUCAUCUCGGCUCGCCUUUUCAGGUUUGGCUCUUGUUGGCAGACGGAAAGGGAGAAGACACGUUCAGUGGCUCUCCAGGUCCUGAAACGCCAAACACAACUGGAGUACGUUGUCAGGUAGGAGUCAGCUCGAGAUUUUUUUAUCCAGGACAGAGAGCUGACACAUUCUGAAAGCCUUAUAGCACAGAUUGCACGCGCAGCCGAGGAGAAGAGCAAAACGGUGGAUCAGUGAACUUUUAUCUGAACUUCUGAAUGUCUUCUUUUUCUAGCUAAAAGAGGAAGUUUUUGUAGACGAACUAGAGAACGAUCAUUUAGUUCGGUUGCACUCCCUCUAUCGCGCUCGCGAGGAAAGGGUCAACGCCGAGACCCAAGCCUCAACACGAAAACUGCAAAAGUAUUUUACGGGACUUCUUUCCAUGGCUGGGCGAGUAAGUUGUUAUUCGCUUUUUGACUAACCGGUGAAGCAGUCGAUCUUUCCAUCAGGUAAUGCAUGCUUUUCAUUGUGAUUGCAGCUCUCCUCCGAAAAUUGUGUAACUGCCGUGAAUAAAGUGCUCAACACACGACUAGCCUGGAGCUUCCGUUGGAAGGACCUUCAAUCUUUGAGCCAAUCGCUUACCAGUCUGCAUCUGGCGAAACUGGUAAUAGACACGGAAUCGAUUUUUACAACACUGGAAUUGAUUCAAGUUCAAAUGGAAAAAGUCGUGAACUACAUACUAAAUUCUGUUGUGACCUUGAGGAAUUUACAAAGAACCCAAAUGCGGUAGGUUGCCGCACUUACCUACUUGAAAUCUGUGCAACACAAAAGAGACGAUGAGUGGUCGUUUUUGGGAAUUUUGACAACAGAACGAAUCAUUCGGAACGGCCACUAAUAGAUCACACUUUCCAGCCCAUAUUAAAACCCAUAAGGUCACCCUGGGCAAUUUCUGGGCAAUAUGGACGCCGUAUGACGAGCAUGAAACACCGAAACCAGCCUUUAAAUGUUUCCAAGUGUAUUGGGAUAAGGAGACCAGAGGUAUAGCGGAGAAGAGCAGGCCAUUGUGCGGGUACCAGUUUGUGGUUUGUUAUGACUCAGAGUGUCGGCGCAUAUUUAAAAUGGUGGAAAUUCAAAGACGUGAACAUAUUCUUUGUUGCUCUGCCGCAGUCUGCCCUGAAGUUAUUACGCCACCUGUUUUUGACUGCAUUUUGGCCAAUUUUCGUUGGCCGGUCAGAUUUUUUGCAUGAGGGAUAAAAAGAAAACAUUAAUGUGGGCGAGGUUUUUUCACAAAAUAAUAAUAUGAAAUGAGGAUUAAACGAUGUAUAGUCCACAUUUACUUGGUCACCUAAUGUGCUGAUGUUCCGUCGUAUCUGGACUGGAAAUUCGACAUAAUCCAAGUGGUGCCUUUAGGUUGUAGUGGUCCUCAUCCUAAACGAACAGGGUGGCGAUACCUCAGUGAGUAGGAAUCGCGAGUUCAUUUGUCCUCAAAUUCGACGAAGUUUAGUCGUUUUUGCUUUCUAUGAAUGCUCAGAGGGGCGCAACUGCAGAUUUUGAGUGAGGCGAGAGUUCUGUUUGGCCUGCAGCGGGUCUAAGCAGUAGAUAAAUCGUACAACGCCCGAAGAAAUCGAAGCCAUGGUGGACAAUUACGUUGCGGUUCGUUAAAAUUAUUACUUCAGUUCAGUGUAUUUGAAGGAAAGUUGGUAUGUACUUUUGAAAUACCUAUUGGUCACGCACAGAGGAAGUAUAUGGAGAAAGUGGGAGGGAAGUAACAUGAAAGAAAUACAAGGGGAAUAUCAAGAACAGUACAGAUGAAUGCAGUAUUUCAUACGCUAAAAGUAUUUAAAGGCAUAUGAACUCGGCUUGUUGAUCAAAUACAUCAGGUAGUUGAAACACACCUAAGAUACAGGAAAAGUAGUAAAAAUGUCAGUCUGCAAGCAUCUUGGUGAAUGCGAGCAGCGGUGCGCGAUGUGGUUCAAAAGGCAAUAAAUUACAUAAAUAGACGUUACUUAAAUAUCGGUAGUAGCCUAGGCAUAUCACUAGAAUGCCAAUGUUGGCUAUCAAGAGGGCUGCAGUCCUAAAAGAAAAGAACCGGGAGUAGCAUGAAUUGUACACCUCAGGCGCAAGGAGCAGUAGUAUGCGGGGUUCUGCGUUAAGCAGUAGCCUACUCGGUAUCAGGUAGGAUUUGGCGCUGGAGUUUCCCCAGACUAAAAUCCACAGGACACCGAGGACUCCACUGUUAUUAGCCUAUCGGAGGCUUCGACGAAUACCGCAAUUGGCGAAAUGUCACAAAUCACGGCGGAUGUGGUAGGCCGAGGAUCACGUCGCUUACACACAUCACUGCCACAAGGUGGCCUUCUCCGAUCAAAAUAAAUUUUAGUUGGAUGGUGGGGACAGUUGGAAGUAUUGCACACAUGCCCUACGCAAAGACUUAUAUACCCACAAUCGACGAUCAUGGGGGUAACAGUGAAAUUGCCUUGGGGAGCUUUUGUUUCGCGCGCAAAAUUGAGAGGAUGUUUUUUACAUAAAAAUGAAAUGCUCAGUCAUACAUUCAAACACCCUCUGCCUAACAACUGACCUUUGUGAAUCAUUACAACGGCGGUCUUAUAGUGGUUGGGCAAGACAACUGUGGUAUGCAUAAGACCCAAAGAGCGAAACAGUGGCUGAAAAACCGCUGAAUUAUAGUAAUGGCCUAGUCAUCAACGAGCCCGAUAUUAACACCAUUGAGCAGCAUUUGCGACUGCUCUUUAGGCGCUCAAAUUGCAGCAGUUAAACUUGCCAGUCGAAUGAUCAACUGUAAGAAACUACUCAGUAAACACGAAAUGCUCUGAGUGAAUCAUGACUUGAAGGUUUUCUCGAUAUCCGGGAUAAACCUGCUUGUUCCAAAAGCCGGUAUCUUAACGUGGCUGAGAUAUCUUGGGAUUAUGCUGCACGAGAAUUAAUAUUGCAACUUCACCAAAGUAAUCCUUUCUAAACCAAAGCACAUUUCAGAAUUCCGAUUAACAUUUCAUGAGCUAGGCCAUAUACUGUAGGUUUCCUGCCUUUAUGUUAUCCUGUCAUGAGCAAAAUUAUGCUUAUAACCAAACUUUCACAAGUGUCGGACUUUACAAUGUCUUUCGUCAAAAGGGAUCAAAAUCUGCUUUUCAAAUUGGCAAGUUUUAAUAAUUAGGCUGCAUUCCACCCCUCACUCGUCUGAAAAGAAUUCGUAAAGCAGGCUGAACAUCAAGAGAAUAUACAAGUUUAAGGAAAUAAAUACCUUUUUAAAAUGAAACUUAUGGACUGCAAUAUGAAAAAGGCUGAAAUCCGACACUGCGCUUCUUCACUCACUUCUCAGAUUGAUUAAAAUUUCCCGUGUUAUGCUUUUCACUUACAGGGAAGACGCUAAUGAUGAAGCGACAGGCAGGAGCAGCGAGACAAAUGUGAAGGCUAUAAAGAUAGCCCUUGAGGUGAGAUCUUAAAUUUUAAUAUUUUUGUACAUGUAAUGCUGGGCAGGCGUUCUAAAAAUGAUAAUUUAAAUGACGAUUUCUCCGGGGAUAACUUUAUUCGGUUUACGGGUUCCCUUUCCAUAACUCAUUUUCCGGCGAACUGUUAAUGAACGAUAUUUCUAAUGUUUGAUAAUCUAGUAUGAAAGACUAAACUAGUCAGGUUUGCGUCGGUACGUAUACUCCGACGCAAAUACCCAACUUGCAGUCGAAUCUGUCUUCCCAUAUUUGACUUUGCUAAUUUUGCACGCGGCACGCAAAUCCAUCUGACUAUUGAUGUUGGAACUACCCAAAUGCACUUACACUGUGUACUCACUGAUCUUCUUCAACCCGUGGCCGCCAAGGAAUUGCGUUCUUGUCCGAUAGAAGUAUUUGACCGACUAGAGGUAUGUCUGGUCAAUAAGGAGAAGGGAGUCCAUAUCCUACUCGUUCAUUGUUUUCCGCAAAUACUUAUAGGGACGGAGUUUUCUACCUGAUCAUGGUAGAUUAUUUUACAUUCAAGGCACCAUAUUUCUAGACAUUAUUCCCUAGGCAAACGGCCUGCACUGCUUUUAGGGAGGAAGCACGUUGGAUGCUUAGAGUAGUCUUCAGCCUGUCAGUUAAAUAUCCUUGAAGAUUUCUCUGGGUUCGCCAGAUGGUUUAACUAGGUGCAUGCCUUUUCGUACGAUCGGAAUUGCAUUCUGGCGCUUUGAACUGCAUCGCAUUAUACACCAGUGUUAUAAGGAAACAUCUCGAUAAAGUGGCAUGCAAACUUUUGCUGGUAGGGUAAAAACUUUUACAUCGAACUGUCGGAUUUUGGUUGUAGCUCUGUUUAUGAGAGGUUAGACGGCAACUUUAGAGGGGCAGAACAAAUAAAAUAGAUGGAAACUGACCAGGAAGGUUUCCUUAAUUUUCGCCUCGUGUGCGAACCCGACGUCAAGGUUUGAAUGUUCAUCGGACGUCUCGAUUUCACUCUUUUUCAAAGACUAACAUGAUUCUAACAAUUUAUUCUACUUAGCACUUCAGGAAUUUUUAUGUUAAAUGAUUGGAGACUGGGAAUCCGACGUCAACCAUUGCUGUUUCAGCGGUACACUUGGAAGUAGACGACCCCACAGAGGGUGUCUUUGUUGUUUCAAGGAUGACAUUUUAGGUUUUAGGCCAAUUAUUAUCGAAUGCAAGUGGAGUAUUAGCGUAGCGAAAUCACCCUGGCCUAAUUUAUCCUGAUAUACAGGGUUAGAAUCAAUGAGAAGGCUGACAUCGCAUAGGUCAAAUAUUUCGUUUUACGCAACUGUAUUUUACAUUUUCGACUAAGUUAUAUUAAGCUCGUUGACAUCAGAGCCUUUGUGAGACUAUAAUAUAUUUCGUAUCUUUGUAGAAGACUUAAAAAACAAUUGGAGUCGGUGGAGCACGUAGUCACUGGGUAACCAGCAGCACAUUGCGAUAGUUAGUUGAACUCUUUCCGAAGUUUGGUAUCAUUUUAAUAGGACAAUUUUCAGUCGUGAAUGUAUUUCAGCAUCCUGGCAACGUUGGCACGGUGGUUUUAUUUACCCCGAAAUCAGAAUUUUGUGGAUAAAUUCAUGUUCUGAUCCCGGUUAUCUCACUUUGUUCUUUGAAAUUCUGAUCAAAACUUCUAAAUUUGUUUUCGAUGAGGAAAAAUCAGCUAAACGGGGUUGCAAUAUUCAUAAGCGUGUUGUCUAAACUAUAGAUAUUUCGGUUGGGUCAGAAUUCUGGCUUCUGAGUACGCUUCUCUACAGUUGCCUGACAAACCCGCACGGUAAAUGAUUAAAUAAGUAGUAAGGGUGCUUUCGUCGGUUUUCGAUGUCAAAUAAGAUUCAGAUAUUGUUAAAAAAUCACAUGCACAAAAAUAUUCCUUCUUGCACAUUUUGGUAACAAAUUACAUCCUCUUGAAAUUUUAUACUUGGAAAAAGAGUACCUUUAGGUACUUAAGAACCUUUUCAUUUCCCGUAUAAUUCUGAACUCAGCCUGCAGUUAAACUUGCGUUUAGGGCUUCCAGACUGCAUGCUGAUUAAUUUUAGCGUAAGGAAAAUCAUACUUUUUCAGCGCCAUCAAGAUGCCUUGUAAUGCCGAGGACAUUUUGCGAUAGGCGUUGACCAUGUUAGAAAAUUCAAAGGCAGCAUUGAUAAAUGGACAGAUACGAUGACAGCAGAGGGGAGACGACAGAGUCUGGGGGUAGAUUGAUACAGCACUGUUUCGGGCUUGUUUACCUUCAUUCAGCCAAUCAUAACCCUGACCACCAGCUGGUACCGGAAACACAAACAUGCGCACAGACGCACCUGGCGCAGCUGGUCCACCACUGGGGUCUACCAGAUGGGUCAUAAGCACUUCAUCGAACCGAAGUUCAUCAGUGCCUCGCCACCUGCCAUCCUCUGUCGCUGCAGAUCGGGUAUUUAUUCAGUCAGGAAUGGGCGCACACCGAUCCAUUGGCUUCCCGAAGCAGACAAGCUUCGUAUGGGCGAUAGGGGUCACGAACAGGCAACCACCUACCAGGCCGAAGUCGGCCAAGCUAUGAUAGCAGAGAUACGAUGAUGUACGAAUUGAAAUUUCACGGCCCUAAAACAUUUCAUAGACACAUUUUUUAAAAAAAUCGACAUAAAUCCUUUUCCCGAGCAAUAAAAUCUGGAGAAAUGGUUAAUUCCUGCCAAAUAAACGAAAAAGACAAUAUUAUUUUGUAUUUUUAAUGCAAAAUAUGUUUGCAUUUCUAAUUGCAUCGAAAAUCAAUGGGAAAGAUCAGUCCUAAUUAAGUGGUCACUUUUUGUUGAGUGCGGUUUUUUAGGCGGCCGGGAAGAAACUCACUCAAAAACUGACGUCCUGUCGUAGCUGAAAUAUCUUUGAAUUAGGCUGCACAAGGAGUGAUAUUACAACCCCACCUAAGUAGUUCUUUAGAGUCAAUAGUGCAUUUCAGAAUUUAGGUUACAAUUUCAUGAGAUACGUCAUCUGUUGUAUGUUGAGGGUAGCGAAGCCACUCUAGUUGGGUGGACUCCUGAGCAGCUAACGAGAACUUUCCAAGUGGAUUUUCAGUAACCAAAAAAUAAAAGUAAAGAACCGCUGACCUUUUUGAUAUCUAUCAAUCGAAAUCACCAACAGUCACUUGACUUCGAACUCACAGAGUAAAAUUUCGAUAUAUCUUUUUCUUGGUAAGAAAGACCUUGUCCGAACGAUAUGGAGAUUUUGAGAGGGAAAAAGUUUUUAUCCGAGAAAGAUCAGAAUCUCCGCAUAAAUAAAUCGAAAAAUGCUGUGUCGCCUUUAAAUAGAAACAAAUAUUUGUGUUACAUUUAAAGUCCACAGAAGCAACUCGUUUUGAAAGAGGUUAGGCAGUUGGGAAAGGUUUUAAUUUUGCAGUUCAGGGCCUCAGUAGGCGUGAAGCCGGACGAGGAUGGGAAUAAAAGGGAGUCUUCUUUAAGGAUGACAAGGCUUCGCUGAAAUCGCAUUAUGGUGGAAUUAUUAUCUUCCACCGGAGGCUGGGGGAGGGGGGGAGCAGGCGGCUGGCACGGCUGGACCCGCACCUAGACGUACCACCACACCCCCUGGUCCAUAAUAAACACUUGCUCAGGAUUUUAACCAACAGGAAAAUAAACGGGCCAGAGAGAGAGGAGAGGAUGAAAAAAAGUCACUGGGCAACCAUGCACACGGCCUGUAUACCCAGCGGGAGCGCAAGCGCGUCUACCAGCAGGGAUCAAGAUGCCAAAGAACUGCCAGUGCAGACCAGGCUGCGAGGGCCAUGGUUUGCCGAACCACAAUAGCAGACUAUAUAGCAGACGCACACAAUCCUUAAAGAUAUACGUAUGUGGGUAAAUAUGCAUAUGCAUAAAUGGGCCACAAUGGGUCAUAACGGGGAUAAAAACGGCAAAGGGGAAGCUAAAGGAAGGAAUAAGCAAUGAGAAAAAAACAUUCUUACUCAAAUAAUUUGUAUCUGUUAACUUGCAACUCGACAUGCCGGACACGUGGAGAUGAGUUGGGGCCCAACACUGGGAGACUGAAAUGAUAAUAUCGCAUUUAGAGAGAUUUCAAAUGAGACCACAUUAGGGAAACGAAACAUGCUGGUAACACAUCAUUUUGGAUUCUACUCAUUAACACCGAAAUUAGAGAACGUGAAUUUGCAUCUACGUACAAACUUUUGACGAUGAAAACUCCCCCAAAAUCUUCUGUUUUUGUGUUCACCUAUGUAUUUGGCUGCAGUCUGUCUACUCCCUAGAGUUCUAACUCACUGAGCCUCAGUGUGUAGCACGAUUUUAUGCGACGAUCCAAAUGCAAUGCUACCUCUGUCUUCUCUUCACAGUGCGAACGACAGCUCUUGGUCUGCUUUAAGAUUGACACAAACCACGUCCUUCAGGCCAUCGGUUCCCCAUUGGAAGCAGUCUUCUCGACAUCCGCUGUGGACAGCAUUUACGCAAACACGUCCGUCACCCAGGCCUCCAUUUACCAGCAUCUGGAACAGAGCGGUCAACGAACAUUUGGAGCCGAACUGUUGCUGGAAGAAGUAAAACUAGUUACCUUGCAAUGUACGGCAGUUCUGAAAAGAAUAAACAGUCUGGUUGGCGUAGAUGUACAAGAUUUGACGGCGGAUGCUGGACUGGAGUUUACAUCGGAGCCGGUUUCAGACGAAGAACAACAGCUACACCGAGAACCAACUACGCUUGAGGCGUAUUCAUUGGUAGGGAAUGGGCAAACUUACUUCGAAUCCUGUAUUCGUUAUUCAUUUGCGAUGACCGCUCACCGACCUUCUACCAUAUAACUUUAUAGUAACGUUUUUGGUUAAGCAAAAGUCAUGACUUCGACAACCGGAUAAGUUAGAAGGGCCAUUCCGUCGUCAACCAGCCCUCUCUUAGGUUCGGGUCAGAUAAGCUCAAAAUUAAGUCAUAACCCAGUCAUUCCUGAAGCUGAAUACGUGGCUAUUUUGGUUAACGGUCCUUGCUGUUUUAGCUAGAGGCAUUGAUGACGACCUGGGAAGGGUAGAAGCAAAGAGGCGAGUUCCAGGCAGCAGUUCACAAGGAGGUGCGAUCAUUGGGACAAGGAGUUUAUUCGCCUGACGAUCAGUAUUCACUCUCGAAACCAUCAUCAAUGAUUAUAAACACGCAAGGGGCGCAGCAUUUACGGGACGCAGUUGUCAUGUAACCAUAUUCUUGUAUGAUUAGCACGAGUACUAGCUUAAAGUCCAGACACGUGCUUCGCCAAUAUUCUUCCACCGCAUGACACAACCGCGAAGGGUUCGGCCCAUCAGUGGGCCUCCCAGCGGCUCCGUGCGCCAUCGUGUGUCGACAUUCUGGUGCCCAGGCACCAUGAGGUGCCCGGACAACCGUGGAGGGGCGAGAUUGCUCCCGAUGACUGGGGCUCGGGCAUCUUUGUACCUAUCCUCAAGAAGGGAGAAAAGACGAGGUGUAAAACUACCACUGCAUAAGCUCCAUCGGCGUUGCUACAAAGAUCUUCACCGCUGUCCUUCUUAGGCGAUUCCAGGUUUUUCGGGACUCUAGAAUGAGGCCCAACCAAGCUGGACUCCGUACUGGACGUGGAUAUACGGACCAGGUAUUAACACUUAGGCGCACUCCCGAAUUCCACAAUCUCUACCAACGACCGUCGGCCGUCUGUUUUGUCGACUUUGCUGCCGCGUUCGAUUCCGUCCAUCGUGAAUCCCUGUGGAAGAUAAUGGCCCUAGAUAGUGUACCGCCACAAAUCACUGUCAUGAUCAAGCCCUAUUACCACUCCUCCACUGCACGAGUUCUGGCACAUAACAAUCUUUCCUAACCGUUCGGUAUUCGAUUUUGUGCUCGACAAGGCUAUAUCCUGCCGCCAAUUCUGUUCAAAUGCGCUAUUAAAUGGGUUCUCGGGAGGACCCUAUAAGAAGAUGACGGCGUUGAGCUUGCACCCAGACACCAGCUGACUGAUCUCAAAUAUGAUGAUGACAAUAUCGCCUUACUAGCUUCCACUUUUGAUGUUCUGCAGUCCAUGGUAUGAUGGGUGAACGAUGUCGCUAAAUCGGUCAGCUUAUCCACAAACACUGGGAAGACCGAAGUGACUUCAGGCUGCAUCCCUGACCAGAAGGCACCUCUCGGGAUUGAUGACGGUCGACUUACAAAAGUAGACUGUUUUAUAUAUCUCGGGGCGAGGUUGCAGUCGAAUGGACAGAUUAAGGACGACAUUGUCUCCCGAACUGAUGCUGCUCGCCGGCUUUUCUCAAGCCUUAGAAAAUGUCUAUAGAUCCGACGCGACUCCUCUAUCACGUGCACCGCGCAUAUGUCCGGCCAGUCCUUCUGUAUUGUUGUUACUGCUGGGCUGUACGCAUGGAAGCUAAGCGAAAACUGGAGGUAUUUGACUACCACUGCUUGAGGACCAUCCUCCGAGUGAAGUAAAUCGAAUUCGUCCCAAAUGAGGCAGUCCGCACCCGCUGCGACAACAUCGCACGGAUAACCCAGGCCAUACAGCAAAGACGACUGGGGUGGUUUUGGCAUGUUCCUCGUCGUCCACCUCAGGAGCUCAGUGUUACCGCCCUCGAUCCGCCACCGUUACCCCAUUGGAGGCGUCGAAGUGGAGAGGGUCAAUUCAAAACCGACUCGACACAGUUCGUCAAGACAUGGAGGAGGUUCAAGACCUUAGGUAUUCGGUCUCUGUCUUUUGUGAUGAGAAUGGGCUGAACUGUCCAGAUCUGCUGCCGCGGAUCGUCGCGCAUUAAGAGGUACGGUUCCGUACAUUAUCGAGGCCGGCUAGGCUAGACAUGAUCGCAGCAGUACCAAGUAGAUCUUGAUUGUAAAUUAUUCAGCGUUAAGCGGCUAUUUACGGACGCUCUAGAUAGGAGUUUCAGGAAACACUUGGCAGCCGUAUUCCGUCCUGUAAUCCGUAUAGAUCAGUCAGCCCCACUUUCCUGGGAUCGUGGCAGUGAAACAUCAAACUAUACCCAGAGAAGACACAGCGCAGGAUCGUUACGCGACAAAGUGACAGAGUGACAAAAAGGGCUAUUUAAAGAAUUUUUUACCUUCGACGCUUUUAUGAUCAAGUUUUACUUAUCUUUUCGUCUAUUCUUCAGUCACUCUUCCAGACAAUUGACUUCGUCAGUGAGUCUGUGCACCGCAAGAAACAACUCUGUGAGGAUUUCCAGGAAUUUGUGGAUCUUCUGGGCGAAACGGUGCCUGGAAAUUCAACGGAUGACACAGAAUCUUCACAGAGGUCUCCUUUAUCUGGGAGUGAGACAGCAUCACGUACGGCUGCGUCCCCCGAGGAAAUCAGUAGUGCGCUGCAGGUGUUGGUGGAUAAGCUAAGGGAGGAGAGGAACAUGCGGUAAGGUCUUUGUUGAGAAUGGCUUCCGAAAUAUGUUUUGAUAUAUAAAAAAUGAAAAUAGCCACGGUCAGUUUCCUAGGAUUUUUUCCUAAAAUCAGAUAUAAAUUCGCUGAACGACCCGAAGGUCUCCAUUCACCUGCCCUUAUCAGAGGCCUGAUCGCCUGUCUCGUUGCAACUGUGCCGAUUUGGCAGUUGGCUUAAAUUGCAUACCUUGGAAACUACUUUGUCUGACACAAUUCACCAUGACAAAAUGAGGGUGAGAGUUUUGCGAGUGACAGAUCUAGCCGCUUAUUCAUUUAAUCGAGAAACUGUGUGGAUAUGGUGCUGCUAUUCAUAACGAGGGGACAUGGACGAAUUCUGUUUAUCAGCAGAAACUCACAAAGUAUGGUCUUUGGGGGUUUCCGAACUGCGUUCUUUUAUGAUUGAAAUGGCCCACGUUGAAGGUAGCAAGAGGCUAAUUAUUUUUGUCUUAUGAACUAACGUAGGUAUGAGCUAGUUGAGCUGUCUGCAUGUUGAGUUUGCCCAGAUGUAGAUGAACAAGUGAAAUUUGUCAAAGUACUCGUUGUUUGUCCGAACCAUGACAGCUACUUUUAGUAACGCACCCGUAAAACCCCUAUGUUCAUGACUUCGUCACAAUGGAUUUAACUGUUUUAUUAAACGGUGAAAUUAUAUUGCUCGUAAGAUCCAACUUAACGUGUUAUGCUUGUUUACCUUGGUCUAACUGCAAUUGACCUAAAUACAGUUCGGCCUGCGCUCCCGGUUAAAACCCUUAUAUUUGUUAUGUAGAAGAAGAUUAUUCAACUUACUAGAAAAAAUCAACUGACAUAACGACCAGAAAUGCGGUAGCAUUCCAGAUGUGCAAUAUUCGGUUGUUUUUUUGUUAUCUAGUAGUCACGGACGCAUACUAUGUCGCUUGUUGGUCUAAUUUCUGGACAUCUUUCGAGUUAUUGGAGCGUGGGCAAACGCAAGUGGACUUCGCUUAAACGGUACUUAUUAUCCUAUCACUAUCGCUUAGAUUGACAACAGAAUGUCUUGUUCCGGUGGAUUUGCAUGACUUGCCUGGCCCCAAGCAUUUACAGUAGGCGGGCUAACUCAUGAAAUAUCAACCGAAAUUCCGAGAUGCGUUUUAGCUUCGAAAAGAUUAAUUAAGCAGGGUUGUAAAGCCAAUCAUAAUGCAGCAUAAGUCUGUAAUAAUUCAGUCACCUCAGGAUGCCGGCUUUCGAUACGAACUUCUUUCCGACGGCAUGCAAAAAGCACACUCUGUAAAAAAAUAACUACUCAAAUAGCAUGCGUUUUUCUCAUUGACUUUCGAUACCCUUAACAAUUCACUUAUACUUCAUGGAAAACACGCAUACAAGUAUUCAUUCUUUUGUUCAUGCGGUAGAAAAUUACGUCUUUCUCCAAUUUUACACUUAAAGGAAUGGUAUAAUUCGGUUUUCAAAACAUUUUCCAUUGCCCGAAUAAUUUUGAAUCCGACCUGCCGUUGCACUUGCAUUCAGGGUCUCCAAACUACAAGCCGUAUAUUUUCUGCGUACGGAAAACCAUGCAUUUCUCUACGGUAUUAAGAAGAGACUAUAUGGAGUUCAUAAAAUUUAGCAGUGGAUUUGAGCUAUAUUGUUAACUUUACAAUCCAUAUUGGCAGACACACAGACUUCACGUUCUGUGAACGGCCAGUUCACGGUAUUAGAAAAUCUUGCAAUUAGAAACUUUUUAAAACCGAGCUACACCCUUCCUUCGAGUACAAAAUCGGAGGAAGACGUCAUUUUCUACCAAAUGAGCAAAAGAAUGAAUGUUUUUACGCAUGGUUUCCGUGAAAUAUAAUUGAAUUUUUAAGGGAAUCUAAAACCAAUGAGAAAAGGACAUGCUACUUAAGUAGUCAUUUUCUACAGAGUAUAGUUUUUGUAUGCAGCCGGAAGGAAGUUCGUUCGAAAGCUGACAUCCUGAGGUAAUUGAAUUAUUAUAGAAUUAUGCCGCACGAUGAUGAGUUUUACGAUCCGACUUAAUUAAUCUUUUCGAAACGAAAGCGCAUUUCGGAAUUGCGGUUGAAAUUUCAUGAGUUAGCCCACCUACUGUACUUCCGAAACUAACAAAUGUUAUUGAAAUACUGUGAAAAAGCGGCAUAUAUAUACGAAGCCUGGUUGUUUAUUUUACGAGGUAAGUCAUCCGUAGUCCCUGCUCAAUGAUGCUUUCGGAGAAACUUGCAAGUGCACUGAAAUCCACGAAAUCGGGCCACUCAGAGACUAUCGCUGUCUGUCUAAAGUGCAGGUAUGGUACCCUUUCCCUUUCGUACAAGCCGCAUCCGCUUAGUGAUAAUAUGCCGUUAAAUACCUGCCACAGGGUCUCGCGUGCAAUGCAGGAAAUGAUCUCCAUCCGGCAACUGCUCCAGAAACUCAGCAUCGAUCUGGCGAGUACUCGGCUUCAGCGUGCAAAGGUCUUCGUUCAAGUAGAUCAGGACUUGGUGAGCUGGGUCUUUGCUGUACUGCUGAAACUCUGCAAGGUCGACGAAUCUUCUGCAAUAAGACUAACUGAAGACAUCAAUAAGCUUCCCGAGAACCUCGAUGAGAAUACCUUGCAUCAAGUUAGGCCUGGUUGUUUUUAUGAGAAUAAUUCAACUGAAUGGAUGGCGUUUCAGCCCGCGGCAAACUUCAGAGAGGACAAGCAUACUGACCCUCUACCGAGACUGCGUUCACAUGCAGACGUUGUAAAUUGCUCAAAUCAGCUGAUUGAACGCGUCUCACAAUUGGACGGGGUGAUCGCAAGGUAAGCACAGGAUUCACGCUUUUGCUAAUGCGAGCAGACGUUGACGGGCUUCCUUAGUUUUUCCAGUUUACGUGAACUUUCGGUGAAUUCAACUCAUAAAAGGCAUAUCAUGUUUUCUCCCAACACUAACUGGACAGCGUUCACCAAAACCUCUCAGUCAUAUGCACUUGUAAAGUAUCAGUGGUGACUAUGGGAUUGCAGUCUCCUGCAACACGUUCAUAUUUAGGCUCACCAGUGUUUUCAAAGCUACCCCAGAAACGCCUUCUGCCCAAGUGAUUACGAACUAUACGGCUGUCUUUUGUUGACCAUCAGUGAACACUUGUGUGGCAACGGUACGAUAGAAAUUAUAUUUGUGUCUGGAACACUUAUUUUUUCUACAAAUGAGUUACGUUUUUUAGUGGAAUGCAUUUAUGACCUCAACCGGAAAGCAUGACUAUGAUCUUUCAAGUCACCACGUCUGUCAUAAGCCUUCUGACUGGCCAUAGUGGACAUCUAGGUAAAGAUUUUACCUUAAGUCUUCUAGAUGUGCACUUACUCACCGGGCUCUAUUUCUUACGCCCCGAAACGGCACCAUUUCUGGCUUAUUUUUGUCACUAGCUAGUCAUAGCCGAAUGCCAGUUUUCAUUAGCCUUUUCGAUAACAUAAUUUAACUAUUGGCCACUUACCUUACACGACCGCCUGCAGGGCCUCUCGACUGGAGCUCCGAACCAAAGCAAAAUCAUUCAUAUUUCAUGUGGUAGAAUAUGCCCAAAGCCAACCUACAGCUUUAGGCGCAACACUGAUGACAUGUGCGUGAAUCAGUUUAUAGUGAGGCAGCAGCGGAAAUUGGAUAUGUAAGCCCACUGAGAAAAUAGAGCUCAGAGACUCUCGUAAUAGGGGAGAUGAUGUCGGUAUUAGUUUUAUCAGUUGUGGCAAUUAACGGAAUCUGCAAAAGGCAUAGGAAAGACUGGCAUUUCUGCCAUGUGUUUGCUUUGUUACUUUAACGAGAUGCCGGAACAGACCUUAAAUCUAAUUUUGGCCCUAACCUCAAUUAUUUUCUUAAUUUUGGCCGAAAACGUAAUUCUAGUGUAACGCACCUAGCAAAAUCAAGUAAACGGGCAUGUUAUGGCAAUAAAUACUUGGACUUACAUACCUAAUCGUUGCCCUGAACCGAAUAAAUCAAUAGCCAAUGGGAAUCCCCUGUGGACGCUGAUGUCGGGGAAAGUAGGUGCCAGGGGAGCGUGACAAGCAGCAAACCAAGAAAAAACACAAAACUACAAUAAUAAGGCAAAAAGGAUAAAAUUAUCAAAUUUAUUGAAAAUAAGGAAAAACCUAAACAGCUUUACGGAAUGGAUUGCGAGUCAAGCUUCGGGUAUUGAAUCCUAGCAAAAAUGAUAACAUUUUAACGGAAAUAUCUAAAAAGUUUCGGCAUGCACAGAAGAGGUAUGAAAAUAUUCACCAGUAUUAAAUGGGCCCUAACCCUAACCUUACUGCUAAUCCUAAGGCUAACAUAACCCUAACCCUAACUUUAACCUCAGCCCUGAUCCAAAUACCUAACCCUAGCCCUAAAAAUAGCCAUAACUGAAAGUCUAAUCAUACGCCUAAAUCCGACUCCAAGCCUAACAUUCAAAGGCGGUCAAUGUUCCAAACCCUUAUUUAAAAUACCUUAACGUUAGCCCUAACCGUAAGUCUAACCGUAAAUCUAAUCAUAAACCUUCAUUGCAAACAUAAUCCUAACCCUAACCCUAGAUGUGGCACAAACUUAACCCUAAACCUAGUACAAACCCUUGCCCAAAACUCACUCCUGAGACGGACAAUAGAACAAACCCUAACCAUAACCCCAACAUUAACCCCACCGCCAAAUUGCUUUCUAGUCCUGAUACUAACUCACACCCCAAAUACGUCGAUUAAACCGACAAAAGCAAUCCUAACCUGACUGUGAACCUAAAGAAAAGCCUAAAGGCAACUCUUAUCCUAGGCCUAAGAAUAAACCUAACCCUAAUCAUAAAGCUAAAUAUAAACCUGAAGCCACCCCAGAAACCGAAGGGCAAGCCCUUAAUGUUACCCUAAGCCUAGCCGCAGUCCACGAAGGUCGGGACUAUAAAACUAAUUUUUAACCGCCUACUGAAAUCAUUCAUAGUACAAAACCCGGACAGCUUAGUAGAGCCCUAUCCUCAAUCAUAAUAAUUCUGCCCUCCUGAAAGAGUUAGAGGUGGACUUCAUCACUUUAAACUCUGGAGUCAGAUAAAUAGGUUAUGUAAACUGUCGUAGUGUCCUUCAUUUACGGUUACUAAGUCACUAAUCGAUUCCCCCUGCCACUGCGAUCCCAAUUCGAUGGAUGUCUGCAUACUUGAGGCAGAACUACCUUUGCUACUGCUACGAACUUCUUCCUCGUGAAUUCGUUUAGGCCAUUCAUCGAAUGAAGCCGAGCAUCAUAUCCACAAGAUCUCUGAGCUCGUUCAUCAAUUAUUUGCCAAGACUAUCAACUUUCAUUUCCCUUCAGGUACUCUGCUUGUUUCGUGGGGGAGAAGGAGCUCGCCGAUGCGAUUCAGCUCCUCCGGGACGGUGAGACGGACCUGGUUGAGUCAAUGGAACAACUUGUAUUUCUCACCGAACGGGAAGGGCGUAUUGCAGGGGAGGUAGCCUUAUUGUAUCACAAAGCUCUACUGAACCUGACCAACAAAUCUUAAUUUUAUAGGUACAGGAGGAAGAAUCCGAGACCCCGGAAACUGUGGACGAAGAGGAAAACGAGGAUGGCGAAUUGGCGCAUAUUCUCGCGUCUACUUCACUAGGUCCCCAGGACACUCCUUGUCAUGCUGUCAUCGAGUUUGCUCAGGAGCAAAUUAGGUGCCUCUUCCUGUCUGUCUCUUCCAUUGUCUGUUUCCGAAGAAACCAGCUUUAUUGACGCACUGUUCUAUUUCAGGCAGAAGAAGACCUCCCUGGAGAACUUACAAACGAAGAUUUCGACCACUCAGUUGAAUAUACAACAGGAAAGGCAACGACUGGAUGACGUCAAGAGUCAGCUCGAUAAUCGUCGUAGCAAACUGCGUGAAUUGACAGACAUCCUUCUUGGCAAGCAGUUGACUCUCUUUGAGCAGAGCGUCUCGAAUUGA
This is a messenger RNA of Spirometra erinaceieuropaei, 17399 nucleotides long. The record is from the annotation of a GenBank genome assembly. NCBI's taxonomy places the organism in Eukaryota, Metazoa, Platyhelminthes, Cestoda, Diphyllobothriidea, Diphyllobothriidae.